Messenger RNA from Ceratina calcarata, 4729 nucleotides. Its product is annotated as zinc finger protein 595. Gene Ontology annotation, cellular component: nucleus. Lineage: Eukaryota; Metazoa; Arthropoda; Insecta; Hymenoptera; Apidae. Bases 553 to 3036 code for a protein of 827 amino acids. The transcript is spliced from 7 exons. Gene Ontology annotation, molecular function: RNA polymerase II cis-regulatory region sequence-specific DNA binding; DNA-binding transcription activator activity, RNA polymerase II-specific. The record is from RefSeq and is a predicted model, not a curated record. Gene Ontology annotation, biological process: regulation of transcription by RNA polymerase II.
GCGUCGUAUCGAGAGCGACCGAGAGCGAGGAUGUAAUGGCCGACUUCGCGAUUCACUUAUCACUUCCCUAACUUCAUGAUUGUUGUGUGCGGCAUUUGUUUGCGCUGAAGUUCGUCUCUAAUGAGUUUCGUUAUCGUUGUUACUACUGUUGUUUCCCAUAUGUACAAAAAUUUCGGUGCUAUCUAGUUUUGUUCAACGUAAUGCGACGACGACGACGACGACGAUAAUCGACGAGUAAACAUUCCGUGGGAAACGGUCGACUCGCGGUGGAGGAGACAACAUGACAUUGUUCCGUACCCGUAGUACCCGGACACGUUCACGCGAUUUUACUGAUUUUUCUGAUUGAUCGUCAGGUUAGAUUCUUUUCUAACGGAAACCGGCUUCUGUUAUUUCUUUUUGUUUUUAACUAAACCUAAGACAGGAAUAGGCGAACUUAAGAAAACGUUUGGUUAGAGUAGGGUGAUAACGAAAAAGAAGGGCAAGGGCAGAAAGGGUCGGUCGGGCUAAGGUCACUCGCGUGAGAAUCCGCGGAAUAACGAGACAGAGAUCGUAAUGGGAUCGUUGAACCUCGUUUGUCCCAUGUGCUGUGGUGAAACUUUUAACAAUCCACAGUCGUUAAAGUACCAUUUGUUGAGCAUGACGGACAACCUAUACUGUCCUGGUUGUUCGCAGCGAUCUGACUCGGUAAUGGCACUCAUUCAACAUUUGGAUCAAUGCGGACAGAGUAUGGACGCUGACCAGGCAUCUCCUGAAGUCAAAGACGAGCACUCUGGUCAACAAGAAGAGGCUCAACAGCAGGAGUCCGAAACCGAAACAGAGGUCUUAAUGGACACGAAUGUCGAAGGCAUAGAUCAAAGUUUCUUGGCAACGGUAAACGACAGUGGAAUUAUGAUAGUAGGCGGACCUCAAACCAUACAAGUCGAUGAAAACGGCGACAUUAAAGUUGUGGAAAAGAUGAUGAUGGAUACCGAAGAGACGCCUCAGGUACAGCGGAAUUCGUUGCAGUUCAAGAUGGAAAAAGUUCCUAACAUCGUCACCGCCGCCGCUACUAAUAAAGAGGAAAAGAAAUCUUUCGGCACUAAAACGAAUCGACUGGUAACGAUUUCGACCGAAUCAGAUGUGAUGGAUGACAAAGAAGACAGAAAUACAGAUGUAAUUACUAUUUUACCCGAUGGAUCCGAGCUGCUCAAUGCUGCUGCUGCUGCUGCUGCUGCUGACAGUGCUGGUACUCUCAUAAACAUGGAUCAUAUAAAUGAUGUAGGAGAAUUAGACGAGGAUGGAUUGUUACGCGUUAAACAAGAACUGUGCGAGAUAGAACCAGAAGCAGUUUAUAGUUGUACCAGCUGCGACAUAAGUUUUAACUCGGUCGUUGAACAUAUAAAGCAGUUUCACGAUGGGCAAGAAGUAUUACUCGAGAUAGCCGAUCAGUUGGACGAUAUACCCACGACGGCGAUUCCUGCCGCCGCCGCCGCCGCGAUUACAAAUGCAUCGAUGUCCUCGGAAUCGGCGAGCGCGGCGGCGGCGGCGGCGGCGGCGGUAAAUAGUAGUAGACAAAGACAGAGUAUGAAUACCCUUCGUACAGAGGAAUGCGUGGACAGCGAAGGAAGAUUAUACACGAGAAAGGUAGUACAAAUAGAAAGAUUCUGGGAUAGAGCACCGACGGCGCAAACGUCGCUUCAAUCGGCGGCCAAAUCACCGAUGAUCGAAAAGUUUUUUUCUAACGCCGAAGGAGUCAAAGUACGCGAAAAAAGAUUGGCCACUGCACCGAUGAGGAUGUACAGAUGUAAUCAAUGCCUUCAACAAUUCUCCAAGUUGGGGAACUUUCGGGUGCACGCGUGUCUUCACGGUAACAAUCGUUGCCAUAGCUGCGAUCAGACUUUCGCGACACCGAAGGCGUUGCAGCUGCACGCGAAGGUGCACGAGGGCGAGCCGGACCCGAGUCAGAAAACGUUCAUCUGCGAGACCUGUGGCACGGAGUUUUGUUCACAUAAGAGUUUGCGGUUGCACUCUCGGAUGCAUGCUCCGGUCAGGGCGCGACACGUCGAUGCCCCCGAAGGAACGCCCAACGCGACUUUCACGUGUCCCGAGUGUGGUAAGACGUUAGCGGAAUCUUACAAAGAAGCGCACAUGGCGCUGCACUCCGGCGACUCCGUGACCUGUACGGUGUGCAAUAGAAAAUUCGAUUCAGCCGAUAGCUUAGCGAUGCACGCUGCUGUGCACACGGAAUUAAGUCAGCCGCCGCCGCAUUCACCGACACCGCCUUCUACAGAGACCGCCGCCGCCGCAGCCGCCGCAUCGGCCAAUUCUACCCAGGAAUCCGCCACGGAGAAUCAAAAGCCGUAUCAGUGCCAGCACUGCGGUCGACGUUUCACGAGACCUCACGAGAAAGUUAAACACGAACGUAUACACACCGGGGAAAAACCGCACGCGUGCGAAGUCUGCGGCAAGACGUUCCGCGUUUCCUACUGUCUGACGCUGCACAUGAGGACUCACACCGGCGUCAGACCGUACGGAUGCCAGCACUGUGGCAAGCGGUUUAAGGCAUCGUCAGUGUACAAUCAUCAUUUGCUCACACACGGCGAGGAACGCGCUUACACGUGUCCGUAUUGCCCGAAGACGUUCAAAACGCGGGUCCAAUUGGCCGGCCACAAGAACAGUCACACGAAGCCGUUUCGGUGUACCGAGUGUUCUCGACCGUUCGCUUCUCUGUAUGCUGCGCGGGCUCACAUACAGACACACAAGAAGGACAAUAACUUGAAGUUCAGCUGUUACAUCUGUGGCGCGUCGUAUGGCAGGGCGUUCGCGUUGAAAGAUCACCUGAAGCAACACGGCCAAGACGUUUUGGCGCCGCCGGAACCAUCCGCCGCCGCCGCCGCUGCCAGGGAAGAAGAGAUCCAUGAACCGGAGGAGCAGGAGGACUUCUUGUUGGCCGAGGAGGAAGUCGAGGACGACGAGCUCAUUAUUCCGUCGCCAUUACCCGUUACCGCCGCCGCCGCUGUCAUCGCACAGUCGUCCGAAGCGGACGACACGGAAUGAGAGACAUGAAAUAAGCUAGUCAAAUAAAGUUCGUUACAAGUUCGAAUGAGUUCGGUGCAAAACGGUUGGUCGACUUCGUUGAUUGAGCGAUUAAUUUUACUUCGAAGCGAACCUGUUAGCUACUACAACUACUCACGUCAAAUCGGAAGAAUCCUGAAAGAAAUACAUCAUGGUAAAUUUGUUUGAGGAAAUCGUUCGAGCUCUAUAAGUCUUGCCUAUUAUAUACUGUACUUCGCCCGAUGGAUGACUGAACUACAUUACUUAUUUAUUACGGACGGAUAUAAUCAUAUUUAUUUAUUCCACGCGAAUUCAAGUAUAAUAAUUUUGCAUGAAAAUGAAACCUCGAUAAAUAAUACAUACCCCGGUAAAUAAUACAUACAUAGUUAUACAGAAAUAACUAUACCAACUACUGUUUCGAUGAGCACAGGCAGUUUGAAUAUUUUCACUGUCAUCCUUUGUUAUUUUCAUCUGAAAGUAAUAAUUAUUAUUCGACAAUUCUUGCGUAUGAAAUCAUUUUUCAUAAUAAAUGGAAGCAAUGGAGUCGACUCGGUGUUCGCACCGAACCCUACACAAUUGUACUUCGAAUAUCGCGUUCAAUACGCAGCGGAUAAGACAUGAUUCUACAUUAUUUUAAUUACAGUUAUUGUUCGAAAAACUAAGUGCUGCUCGUUAGUCGAUUUUUAUUCGUGCGUCGUGUUUUAGGUUUUUGCGUUGAACGGGCAAACGUUGCUCAUAAGUGUCACACACAAUUUGCAGUUACCGUAUAGUGAGACGUAUUAAAAAAACAAUAACGAAUUUUUACGCUGGCAAAUAAUUUUGUUGAUACCUUUGAGCGUCUGUAUAAUGGCAUGGGAAAUGGAAGCACGACGAUAUUGAUCGUCUCGAGUUCGACGCGCUACGAGCCGCUGCUGCUGACUACGAACACGGAUAGUAUUUGUAAAUGUAAAUAAUGAAUGAUUAAUUUGAGAGAAUAAAUAUUCUCGUACGUAUCACCACAAGUGGGAUGGAGGACGUUAAACACCAGAGACUAGCGAUUCAUACGUACGCAUAGUUUUGUCGUGUCUGCUGCUGCUGCUGAUACAUACUGUGAAGAUGAAAGAAAGUUGCACGAUGUUAUAUUUAAUUUAUGAAUUCCAUUCUUGUUUCGACGAUUGACGAGUUACGUAUUUGGUGUUUUACGAUCGAGUUGCGACUUCAACAAUUGGUUCGUACCACCCCCACCCACCUUCUCGAUUGUUUAUAUGAAAUUGGAAAAACGUAUAAUAAAGAAAGAGUUUAUACACGAAGAAAAUUUAGUCUGUUUUAACUGAAACAGGAAACCGCUUUCAGCAGACACACAUUUGUACCUGUUAAAAUUAAUUUAAGUUCUGUGUGUUGAACUGUUUGUAAUAAAACAUGGAUGCAUUGGCGAUGAUCAAACGCGUUUAGUAAUCGCAAUUACAUUUUAUUUCUUCAAAUUUCUUUUUUCUCGAUUUUAUCACGAACCAUUAUAUUCGAGGCAGCAGAAUCGUUACGAAUGUAAAUUUUAUACAUUUCAUACUCUUCGAAAAGGAGAAAGAGGCGGACGACGGAGAAUAAAAUGGUUCCGUCGAGUACAAAUCGCACAAAUAAUCGGAUCGAAUGUAGUACAUACGUAUAUGUACAUAGACACAGAAUCGUCGUAUAGAGCGCGUCAAUAAAUUAUUUUUAUUUA